Calidris pugnax (ruff) is the source of this 1556-nucleotide messenger RNA. RefSeq names its product RAD51 associated protein 1 (gene RAD51AP1). Lineage: Eukaryota; Metazoa; Chordata; Aves; Charadriiformes; Scolopacidae. Bases 421 to 987 code for a protein of 188 amino acids. The record is from RefSeq and is a predicted model, not a curated record. Gene Ontology annotation, molecular function: double-stranded DNA binding; single-stranded DNA binding. The transcript is spliced from 9 exons. Gene Ontology annotation, biological process: interstrand cross-link repair; double-strand break repair via homologous recombination.
CAGCGAGAACUACAAAAAACACUGUUGGUGAACAAGAAAAUUGUCAAUUAUUCUCAGUUUGGAGAUUUGGAAGAUGAUGAUGAAGACUUUGCAUGUAUAGCUGCACCUUCAAGCAAAAAAUCCAGAACACAGCUCAAGGAUCCAAAGAAGGAGAAAAAAGAGAAGCAAAAAAAGCCACACACUGAAUUGGCUCCGUCACAAAAGCAGACACCUGGUAAAAGGAUAUCCUUGGAUGACAAACUUUAUCAAAGAGAUUUGGAAGUUGCCUUAGCCUUAUCCAUCAAAGAAAAAUCUGCAAAUAUCCUUGAGGUGCAAAAUUCAGAAGAACAAGGUAAGAAUAUUGAAUCAGAAAAUGUACAUAGGAGACCCCCCUUUUCCAACUGCAGUGUAGACAGUGAACUUUUAGGUCUCAAUCGGGUUAUGGAUGAUGAUGUACCUAGGGGUGAUGGUAGGCAAAGGACAGCAGCACCUAAAGUUCCAGCACAUCAGAAGUUACUGACUGUUGACAAUAAUGAUGGAGAGCAUGCUACUGACUCUGAGCCAGAGUGUGUACCCAGUGAGGAUUCAGAAGAAGAUUCAGAUUAUAGUGAAGGUGAUGAUGAAGACUUUGCGAUGGAAAAGAAAAAAGCCAAAGGAAAUAAAAAGCAAACCAGACAAAAGAUGCCACCUGAAAGACAGAAGAAAAAUCUCAAGUCCAAGAUUAAUCCUACAGUGUCAUCUGUAGUUUCUCCUUCACGAGUAAUGGAACCAAAAUCUGAGCCAACACAAAAGGAGAUGUCCAGUACUUUGGAACCAGUUGGGAGACCUUUACAUACUUCAAGUCCUGUAACAUAUAAGAAGCCUAAAUGGAUACCACCAGCUCCAUCAGGAAGCAGUAAUAACGCCAUGAAAUACAUUUCAGUUAAGUCACCUACUCAAUGUCUUAGACUCGGCCUCUCCAGACUAGCAAGAGUCAAACCACUGCAUCCCAGUGCUACCAGCAGUUAAAUGAUCAGUGACAAGAUGCCACAUGAAAGAAAAGACUUUGGAAGGUGUUUUGCUUAUAAAUACAGGGUGGGAAGCAAAAGCUUCAUGGCAUCAUCUGUUUUGGAGGACUGUUGUUCGUGUGCGUGUCUAAUACUAUAGUGAGUUUUUAUUCUCCAAAAUACUAGGCAUCCUUAAGUGCUACUGAAUAGUAUUAUUUCAGGUGAUACCUGGAUCACCAGCUCUUUGAUUUAUCAUACCUCAGAGAUGUGGGUUUGUGAUAAUUUUAAUUCUCUGAUAUCUAAACUCUUGGCAUUAAAAUAGUCUAGACAGCUCUAUGCCAGUUAUAGAAUUUGAUAUCUCAAAUGGAUUCUUAACACCAGUGAAAGUCACAGUUUAAAAAACAAUUCUUGGAAGUGUUAAAUUAUCACUUCCUACCCCCUUUUUGGAAAGUUUGUCACCACUCAAAAUCUGUUAACGUUUGCAUAUUUUUUAUGUGGAUUUUAAUGAAUUUUUAUGUAUUAUAGAUGUAAAUGUUUUUUAGAAUGUUAUAUUUUUAAAAAUGCUAAAAUAAAGUACUUUAUAUAAUCAUA